This is a messenger RNA of Ictalurus punctatus (channel catfish), 2534 nucleotides long. RefSeq lists its product as uncharacterized. The record is from RefSeq and is a predicted model, not a curated record. NCBI's taxonomy places the organism in Eukaryota, Metazoa, Chordata, Actinopteri, Siluriformes, Ictaluridae. The coding region runs from base 233 to 1414 and encodes 393 amino acids. The transcript is spliced from 6 exons.
GCCGCUGCAGAGAGCCCGAUCUGGGAGGAUGAAGGAGGAAUGUGGGCGGACCAUGUCGGAUGCCUUGAAGUAUGUGCAACGAGUUUCGCUUCCCGCUCAUCCUGUGCCAUCUGUCAUCACCUGUCAGGUAGAAUAGGUGUUGCACUGAGCACUAAGACAGCACACACACCAAGGCUUUUCCUCAGACGGAGCUUGACAGGCUUUGGCACUACCGAGGCUGAAAGACGGCCAGAUGAAUCUGUACAGGAGUUUUGGGUGUUUGCUGGAGACCUGGGUGGCUGAGGGUUACCCGCCAGAACGCUCAAGCUCAGCAGAGGGUUUGGAAAAAAAACUGGACCCGAACGGCAGUGACUCCAGGUCUGCAGACUCCCUGAGACUCACAGGAGCUCCUAUCAGGUCUGAAUCUGAGGACUCUGGAGUGGAGCUGCCAUCUGUGGUCAACCCUUUGACCUCCCAGCACUCUGUUCUGACCUCACAGGCCUCGCAGCUUGGCGAGGAUGUCUCACGACCGUCAUCUUCCUCGCCGGCUCUUUCUCAGUGCUCCUCGUCCUCAUCAUUUUUCUCAGCAGCGCGGAAGGAAAGUUUAAAACCGUCUGAAACAGUCGGGCUGAAGGUGGAGGAGGCAUUGCGGAGAACAGAGCCAGCCUGGAGGAGAAGCGUGGAUGGUAGCCAUCGACGUCGGUGUAACACAGCUUCAAUAUCCAGCGGUUCUCUUAAACACUCGAUGCGCUCCAGAGUUGGAAGCGUUGGGCCAGGAAGGCCUUACAUACAACCCGCUGAUGAGCAGAGAUCGUCAGAAGCUCUCAGAGUAACACACACACCGCAACAGCCUGCUGUCAGUAACAGAGAAGCGCAGGCUGCAUGUGCCACUGGGCCUGAGUGGGACCAUCUGCCCCCUGGGUUUCUCUACCUGGAGCAGAUGUGCCGGAUGCUGGAGGAGAUCGCCCGGCUGCAGAGGGAGAACCACAACCUCCAGCUGGUGAUAAAGAACAACCGAGACGAGACGGGAGAGACGGAGAUGAAGGCUGUCUGCAGGCAGAAAGCUGAUAUCGACUGCACAGACGGUGAGAAGCUUGACUUCCGGCAUACCAAGAAUAAACCAGGACGUUCUUCCGAGGCUUUCCGUCGAAGGAGCGUGUCUGAUCCGUGGACUUUUAUCAAACAACGAAGUAAAUCUAAAGCCCGUCAAGCCGAGCACUUCCCAUCCACACACGUUUUACUGGAACAGCCUGAAAACCCACAGUCGCCGGUUGAAACGGAGCAGCGGAAGGCGAGUAACAGCCUGAAACAGAAGAUUAGCUCACUUAGAUGGAAUGAAAAGUCAAAACCAGCCAAGAGCAGCAGCUCACAAAAUGAGAAAAAGAGGACACUCGGACAACUUUUCAACAACCGAAGAAAGACGACGCGGUUCUGACUCUCUAUUCAGACGAGGACGUCACAAAAGAGUCAGCAAAUCAUAAACGGACACAGUGUGGACAUUCUUUACACCUUACCUUGACCUGCCGUUUGCCUAUGGAUAUUUAUAUUUGCUAUAAUCUUGCCUAAAUCUCGGUUUACCUCUGGUAUUUCUAUCUUUUUCAAUUUGUCAGGCUGGACGAAAGUGUUCUUUAUAGUCCAGGAGAAGUGACUCUACAUACUGUAUAUCUAUUUCACAAAACACAACUCAAUGCAAGGUAGAAAUGAGAAACCGCCAUGAUGGUUCGAGACCACGGGCUCAUUUACGACAUUUCCAGCUAAUGCUAUGUGUACAGCUAAUGCUAACUUCGAGUAAUUUCAUCCGAGACAAGAAAUCCGAGGCCUGAAUGUUAAUGAUGUGGCACAAAUCCAAAAGGUGUUUCAGCAUAGCAUUCAGAUUACAUGAUGUUUUUGGGUAAGGUUUAGAGCCUGGGUGGGGUCGGGUAGGCUCAUACUGCACACUGUUUAUACAGCCUGUUGAUUCCAAAACUACACUCAUAUAAAGCUAAACAGUUAAGCCUUACGUUGGCUUGCCAGUAUUUUAAUGAAUAUUAAAUAAUGCAUUAAGAUAAUCAAAGCACUUACAAUGCCCUAUAUAUUUACUGUACACUGUUAUAAAGGAGUAAGUCUUUCAUAAAGCAACUUAGAGAAAAUAAAAACGUUAGCAAAUCCGGGGUUUACACUUUAACAUUAACUCAGGUAGGUCUAAGAAGCACCUUGAAAUUUCUCAGGAUUUGAGGAAAUUGAAUAUAUCGCAGUGUACAUGAUAGUAGGUAUUGUAUUAUAUUUUUAUAUUGUGGCGAUGUCUUUUAUAUCGUGUGCUGCUAAAUUAUUAAGAAUAGAAGAGAGGUGUCUGUCAAUCUCUUUAUCAGUGCAGCUCCUUGUUUAGGUGAUAUUUUCUCAUGUGUUAUAUCACAUGUUACAGCGUCAUAUUUUCAGUAUUUUUCACAUUAUUUAUGUUAAAAAAAAAAAGAAAAGAAAAGCCUGUAUGUUUGCUUUGUCUUGUAAUUUGUGCAAUUUGUAACAGAUGUACAGUAUAAAGCUCUUAUGGUUGUAUAAAUCUAUGUUUAUAGAAGCUA